Messenger RNA from Ilyonectria robusta, 1326 nucleotides. RefSeq lists its product as uncharacterized. The transcript has a single exon. The record is from RefSeq and is a predicted model, not a curated record. Lineage: Eukaryota; Fungi; Ascomycota; Sordariomycetes; Hypocreales; Nectriaceae. Bases 424 to 1116 code for a protein of 230 amino acids.
AAGCGAAUGGUGGCAGUGUAAGUGCUAGGGACAUACCUUUGUCGCGGCUCUCGAAGUUGGUGCGCUCGACGGCGCGGGCCUCCUGCUGACGGCUGGUGUGAAUCUUGGCCUUGCCAGUCUUCGCGUUACCAGAAAAGGCGCGGAAACCAGCACCGGCAGCAGCGCCGUGCUUGGCCAACUGGACAGCCAUGGCCUUGCCCAUGACGGGGCAGCGAUGACCGAGCAGUUGCAGCUUGGACAUGGUGCCACCGCAAGGCGAGGCCUGGGCCGCCUGAGGACGGGCCGUGGUGGACAGGGCGCGCAGAGUGGCGGGAGAGGCCUUCUUGAGGAAGGGGCACAUGGCCUUGGACUGGCGGAGGACACUAUCCAUGGCGAGUUGAAUUGGAUUGGAUUGGAGUCGGGGCGACAGCAGGCGUGAUUGAAAUGCGGCAGACGAAGAACCGGAGGGGCAGCGAGUUGCGAGCGCGGUGGUGUCUGGCGACACAAAAUAUGGGAAUUUGGCGAGGGGCAGAGAAUGCCGAUGCGAUGCGAUGCGAUUUGGACGAGGGGCAAAUCCCUAUUCACUCAGCUGCACGUGGAAGCUUUGCAAGCGGAACGAAGCAAUUGCCGGUGGUAAUUCCGGAGUGGGUGAUGGGCAAUGGGGGUAGUGAAGUUGGGAGAGGAAGAAGAGAGGAAGAGGAGAAGAGGAAAGAGUGGAUGGGUCGGUUAAGAGACGAAGAGAGAAGGCCAGAGAGCGAGAGGGUUUUCGGCGGUUCGGGAAAGAGGGCCUCUUGCUGGGCAUGUUGCUCCGUCCAACAAUGCUCCAACUAUUACCACUCUGUUCCAGGCACUUGUCGCUCUAACUUAGGUACUAACUUAUCCCUUCUAAGAAGACAUUUAACAGGGACCUGGCUGCAAAGCGAGCCCGUGGUAGGGGACUUGACGUCGUUGCUACCUGGCCGCAGUCGCCGCAUUCGCCGCCACCUCCACCUCCUCGGAGCGGACGCACGCCGUGCGGAGUGGGUUAGUGGGUGUGGUAGGUCGAUGGUCGGUCGAACCGCUGCCGCUCCUGCGUCAGGUUGCACUUCUGUUCCUCGGAACAUGUUCUGUCUUUUUCCGCUGUCGCCCAGUUGUUGAAUUCUCUACACGACGGUUUGCUUUCCGCUGAGAUCUUUGCCCUGAAACUAAAACACAUCCUGCCAGGUCUCAACUGAUCUGAUCUGAUCUGACCCCGACCGCCGGAUGAAGCCAGCUUAGCGCACACCAGAGAGGGGCCAUGAUGACUCGGCCCAGCACGGAGCGGCCCCGGCAAGGGAAAAAAAAACGACACUCAUCACAAGGUCCAGA